Messenger RNA from Xenopus tropicalis (tropical clawed frog), 1284 nucleotides. It is a transcript of the gene plaat4, whose product is annotated as phospholipase A and acyltransferase 4. The transcript has 4 exons. The record is from RefSeq and is a predicted model, not a curated record. NCBI's taxonomy places the organism in Eukaryota, Metazoa, Chordata, Amphibia, Anura, Pipidae. The coding region runs from base 400 to 876 and encodes 158 amino acids.
CAUGUACCCAGACCCUGACCUUUGGCUUACCAUCGGGUAAUCUCUAACACAUGAUCCUUAUGUUGCGAAGAAGUUUGGAAGCAGAAUGAGACUGGGAUGGCUGUCAAUUUCCCUGCCUGUCUGAUAUUCCCCGACCCCACUGAUCCACCUUUUUUACUUCUGUCUCUUUCCAGUUUGUCACUCACACAAACACAGACAUACCAUUUAUACAGACAUUCAAAUACUUCACUCUGCUAACUGUGUGUGUCAUUAUUCCUGUUUCCAUAUCUGUCUGACUCACUUGCUGCUAUUUGGCCUGUCACACUGCAUGCUGUAAUCCAAGUGUCAUAUAUCGUUAUAUCACUCAGGAGACUGUGAAGGAUACAAAAAGGCCUGAAGCGGAGACAGACAGCAGAAGAUAUGCCGUUGGUAUCGGGUCCACCACCAAAGCCAGGAGACCUGAUUGAAUUCAUCCGCCCUUUCUAUCAGCAUUGGGGUAUAUAUGUUGGAGAUGGGUAUGUUGUACAUUUAACAGAUCAGGAAGGCUGGUCAAGUUUAUCUUCAGCUCUAGGGGGCACAGCUGUAGUGAGAAAGGACCUUCUAGAAAAUGUUUCUGAUGGCUGUGCUUAUAGGGUAAACAAUAAGUAUGACCUGAAGGUGCAACCAUACCCACCAGAAAAAGUGGUACAAGCAGCAUUGGAACAGGUGGGGCAAACCCUGUCAUACAGUGUCACCAGCGCCAACUGUGAACACUUUGUCACUGCACUAAGAUAUGGGAACUGCUUCUCUGAUCAGGUGGCUAAUGCUUCAAUGUACGCUGCAGCUGGAGGCGGGAUUUUAGCUGCAACAAUUGCCUUUGCGUUUGCCUUUAUGAGGAACAAGCGACAAAACCAGUGACAUUGCACUUUCAGCAAUACACAGACCAGCAGAGUAUUAUGUGGUUCUGAAAUAGCACAAAUCCAGACCAGAAGAUCUUGCGGUGCGGUGCUACAAAAUGCUUCCUUUGCUGUGUGACUUUGCACAAAUAGCGUGUUUUUAUGACUAUUAGACUUAUCUCCUAACCAAUCAGAGCCUUGCUGAGUGCUUUAAGUGUUUCAUUGGCAGAAGCAAGUGUGGCUUAGAUUUGGCUAACCGUAAGGACAGCUACACUGGCAGAAAAAUACUUAGUCCUUGGCCAAUUUACUGAUCAGCCGUUAAAGUCCCAGACAGACUGAAUAGCCAAUGACUUACAACACUAUGGGGCAGAUUUAUCAAAAGGUGAGUUUAGAGUUUAAAGGAGAAUGCAAGUCAAAAUGUAAAAAGCAU